AGCACAAAAACAAGAACAAAAAAGUGGAAAAAGGCACGGGAAAAUCGAACGGGAAACUGCGGUGGCGGAGGAACGGAAAAUGGCGACCAAAUCACGGCCCGAUCGUUCUCAUCCGAUCUAGAGUGCGUGGGUGCCUGAGGUGAAAUAUUAGAAUCCGCUUGAGCUGGCGUUGCUCGCCCUACGUUUAGUGUAAUCCGUUGAAGUGAAGAUCGGGCUGGGCGCACCCAAAAGUAAAGGUGGGCAUCGCCAAUCAUCGUCGAUUUCCACUCGUCGACACCAAUUCGCUCCCGAUUUGGCUAGAGGCAACCUGUUUUUACCGUGAUUGGCAGGCUGCCCGCUCGAAGACCAAACGGAACUUUCCAAGUGAAGAUCGCCACAGCCAGCUGCGAUUGCUACUGUUUGGUCGAGUGAAUAGAAACGGGUUUCUUGAUCCUCCAGAGUGCUAGGUUUCACGGUGAAAUUAUGUGAUCGCUGCACUAGCGACCAACGCGGCUCGAAAAGCGAGAAGCAAGAUUUAAAACGAGUGGAAACGGUUGCCUGGAAGAGCAGUAUUAACGAAUAAUCGGGGUUCCGGUGUUCUACCAGAUCCAUUCAAAAUCCUGAAAAUGUCACGUGCCAAAUCUCGCAUUCAGACGGAUGUGUGCGGUGAUUGCGGCAGUACGGACCCGUCAUGGGCAUCCAUCAACCGAGGGAUACUGCUGUGCGCUGACUGCUGCUCCGUUCAUCGUAGCCUGGGGCGGCACAUUUCCCAGGUGAAAUCGCUCCGACAGGGCAGCUGGCAGGCCUCGGUGCUUAGCUUCGUCAACCAGCUGAACGCACACGGUGCGAACAGCGUCUGGGAGCAUCUGCUGCUUGAUUCGCUAGCCCCGAAGAAUCUGAAGCGCAGCAAACCAUCCCCCAAGGAUGCGGUCCAUCCGACGAAAGCAGAUUUUAUCCGGGCCAAGCAUGUGCAACUGGCGUACGUGCUGAAACCCAACUUUCAGGUCGAGGAAGGCAGCAGCCUCGAGGUGGAACUGAGCAAACAGCUGCAUGCCAGUGUACGGGCAAGCAAUCUGGAAACAUCACUCCGUCUGUUGGUGCAGGGUGCCGAUCCGAGCUUCUACCAUGAGGACAAGGGCUCGACGCCACUGCACGUUGCCGUCAAGUCUGGCCAGCUUUCACAGAUCGAGCUGCUGCUGGUGUACGGUGCCGAUGUAAAUGCUCUGGAUGCACAAAACCGAACGCCGUACGAAUUGGCACGCCAUGCCAAGCAGCCAGUCAUCGCCGACCGCUUGUUGGAAGCCAUGUACGAGGUGACGGACCGUUUGACGCUCUUCCUUACCGGCAAGAAACCCAACCAUGCAGCCGGACAACACCUACUGCUUCCGGAUCAAUCGAAGAAAGAGAUGAGUGAGCAGCUCAAGAUCGCCCGCGGUAAACUGCAACUAGUACCGAACCGCAUGUUCGAGGAACUCGUUAUGGACCUGUACGACGAGGUUGAUCGACGUGAAACGGAAGCGAUUUGGGCCACGAGUGCCCUGAACCCGGAAACCGGCGCCGUUCCCUUUCUGCCGACAAAUCCACAUCUUAGUGCCACUCGGAAUCAGGGACGGCAAAAGUUGGCCCGCUUCAGUCAACCCGAGUUUGCUGGAUUGCUGAUGGAUGUACUGCUCGAUGCUCACCGGCGACAGAACAUGGCCAAUCUGCGACCGAUCGAUGGUCCUCCGGUACCGUCCGGGCUUGCCAUUAGUGGGUUGAAGAUGGCCGAUGCAGCGGCCCGAGAAUCCAAUCUGUCCGAUGAUGAGCCGCUGUACGAUGCCGUCGCCUCGGACGAUGACUAUGCGGCGCUCGCUCCGGUGGCGCAACAGGCUCCAGUGAACAAAUCGUCUCCGGUAGCGAUCUCGAACGUCGAGGUGGUCACACUACGCCAACGGAUACAGGACCAGGAGUUAACGAUCAAUGAACUGCGAGCCGUCAUCCAGAAGCUGGCAUCGGAAAAUAGUCAACUCAAAUCGCACAUCGACACGAAGGAACACGAAGUGCAGCUGCGCAUCGAUACAUACUUGAAUGGUAGCGAAGCAGGCGGUACAGUGGUCAGCAAUAGCAACCAACAUCACUCACAGCACCACCAGUCAGAUGCAGCACAAAGCGCAACCGCCUCACCGCCAUCAACAGCAGUGGCCGGCGCUGGUGGCAACUAUACCAAGUGCCGACCGGUCAGUAUGUACGAAACGCGGCAGGCACCACGCGACGAAAGCCGACCACCGAUCACACAAAGCCUGUACUCGAUGACACCUGCUAACGGGGAACGGAACGAGAACGGUCAGAACAUGCCACUCACAACGACGGCCAGCGGUCAACCGCUGCCCUCUUUUGAUGAGGUGCAACGCCGUACGGAUGUGGUGGUACGACGCAUCAAGGAACUGUUUGCCGCCAUGAAGGAUCCAUCGCAGCGCGAAGCGUUCGUACCAUGCGCCGAGCGGAUACGUUUGGCCGUCGUUGAACUGAUGAACCUCUUCCCCGGUACACUCAUUGCCAACGAAUCGUUACGUGGUGCCCUGCAGCAGCUCAACUACAACGCCAACCUAAUACAGGCCGAGUGUGCUCGCUUGCAGCAAUCGCUAGCACUGGAGCUGCACAGUACGGCCACCGGAACGAACGGUAUGGCUCCGAAGAAUGCUGGCGGUGGUGCUAUUGUUAGCGAGGGAAUCGAACAAAACAUGGAACAGGUACGGGGCUGUGCGUACGAGCUCGCGAUGUCGACCAAAAUCCUCAUCACGCAUCUACAGCAAUCAUAGACGUAGGCCAACCGGCCUUCCCGUUGGAACUGCUUUUAACAAAACCGGAAGUAGUAAACCUGCUCUCCGGGGUACAGUAUUGACACAGCGCAUCGAAUCGCAUUGACCGAGAUCGCAAGGGCGAGAUCGAUCGGAGGCAAUUUUUUUAAAUUAAAUAUUAAUUGUUUUUUUUUCAACGAACCCUCCUGUUUUGGAAGAUUAUCCUCUUCCAGCGCAAUAUCAUGAACUAUCAUCUAUUAAUAACAAUCCCUAUGGCGAGGAUGGUUCCUCUUUAUAAAGUAACUAUUAAACGUGCCAAAAUCAAACCGCGCAAGCUAGCAGAGUAGCAAUAGUGCGAUAGAGCAUAAACGAAUAUACAAACAAUUUUAACUAUAUAAUAUAUACAAGACACCAGAAGGAUAUGAUAUUCAUCUUGCCACUCCUCCUUAUGACGAUGGUACGGAGGGCACGGAGUCUAGCUUUAAGAGGUUGCUUAUGGUUGCAGCAGCUAACCAGUUUUCUACUCCAAACGAUUGUCGCUAACUAAAGACCCAGCGUCCCAGUGUUUUGGGCACACACACACAAGUUUGUCAGUUCAAUUUUAACCACUCCCCAGGACACGGUGUGACAAGGAAUGGCCGUAAAUGGCCUACUCCUCUAGCCUUUGAGCAGAACGACAAUAAUCGAUCGAGUUAUUUAUCUAAUAGAUUUCUUUUUGUAAUUUUUAAUCUACAAAAUAUUAACAAAAAGAUAGUAACAAAAUAAAAUCGAAAACCUCUGCACACACACACGCACGCACGGAAGGAGAGAAGUGGAGUCUCUUUUGAACCACCUGUGGUGUAGUGUAAAGAGAGGGA
This is a messenger RNA of Anopheles darlingi, 3613 nucleotides long. It is a transcript of the gene Git, whose product is annotated as ARF GTPase-activating protein Git. The coding region runs from base 606 to 2777 and encodes 723 amino acids. Gene Ontology annotation, biological process: regulation of ARF protein signal transduction; brain development. Gene Ontology annotation, molecular function: GTPase activator activity; protein binding. The transcript has 6 exons. The record is from RefSeq and is a predicted model, not a curated record. Lineage: Eukaryota; Metazoa; Arthropoda; Insecta; Diptera; Culicidae.